AUGAAUGGUGGUGUUGGUGCAUUAAAUCAUUUAAAUCAAGAAAAUAUUCCAUCAGGAGCUAAUUCUCAUCAACAUCAUGUUAUUGCAAUUACUCGAAAUUUUCGACGAGUUCAUCGUCGACAAAUAACUAAUAUUCGAACGGAUAAUAUUAAUCAAAUAAAUCAAUUAAAUGUAGAACUCUCCCAAGAACGAUUCAACAAUAUUCAAACAAUAGUUGAUUUUAUGAUUCAACAAAUUGAAUAUAAUCAAACUAUUGAAACAAUUACCAGACAUAAUCAAGUUGAACAAAUUGAACAUAAUGAAAUAAUUGAAACAAUGAGAAGAGAAUAUCAAGUUGAACAAGUUAUUGAUCGUAUUAUUAAACGUAUCGAAAACAAUGAAAAAUCAAAAGAAGUUUAA
Messenger RNA from Rotaria sordida, 399 nucleotides. The record is from the annotation of a GenBank genome assembly. NCBI's taxonomy places the organism in Eukaryota, Metazoa, Rotifera, Eurotatoria, Philodinida, Philodinidae.